Molecule: messenger RNA, 1418 nt
Organism: Leptopilina heterotoma
Lineage: Eukaryota; Metazoa; Arthropoda; Insecta; Hymenoptera; Figitidae
Exons: 9
Coding region: 99-1418 (439 amino acids)
Biological process (GO): transmembrane transport
Molecular function (GO): transmembrane transporter activity
Source: RefSeq, a predicted model, not a curated record
AGGAAAGUAUAUCUGACGGUAAGAAAAAUAUUGAAGAUGCUAUUUUGUUGGAUUUAAGAAGAACUCCUCAUCUAGCUAGAAAUACAAUUCUUCUUGCAAUGAUUUAUGGAAUUUCUUCUUUGAUGAUGGAUACUUAUAUAUUUUUUUCAAACAGAACUAAUAUAUCUGUAUUCAUGUCCUUUGUGUGGUUUUCUGUUGAAUCAGCGACAGCCACAAUAUUGUUGAGAAUAUUCGGAAGUAGAUGGGGACAGAGAUUUUCAGUUUCAAUCGCUUUACUGUUUAGUGGAAUGUGUAGCUUAAUAUUCAUUUUAAAUAAUUCAGAAACAAUAAAAAUUAUUACUGGAUGUUUGGGAAGAAUGAGCAUGAGUUAUAUGCUAUUGAUGUACGUUCAAUAUGUACCAGAAUUUUUCCCAACCACAUUGAGAACACAGGGCACUGCAUUAAUUCAUUUUUUAAGUAUUGUGAUGCACUUUGCAGCACCUUAUGUAAUUAUUUUGGCUAGCAUUUGGAGAGAAUUACCAAUGAUAAUCAUAGCAAUUUUGUCACUACUAAAUUCAGUAUUAAUACUUUUUCUUCCUGAAACUUUGGGGAAAAAUUUACCCCAAACACUUGAGGAUGCAAAAAUGGAAAAAUUAAAUAAUGAUGAUAAUGAACAAUGCUUGACGAGAGGGCGAAAAAAAAUAGAAGAUUUUGAUGAUAUUUUAACACAUGUUGGCGAUUUUGGAAAAUAUCAGUUUACACUAAUGUUGUCAUUAAUUGUUUUUGGUUCGGGCUUAACCACAAUUUAUUUUUCGCAAAUUUUUCUUACUUUAGUGCCACAGAAACAUUGGUGUAAAGUUAAUGAAUUAAUGAAUUUUAAUUUGACGCAAGAAGAAAGAAGAAAAUUAAUUAUUCCACAAUCAAAGGAUUAUCCAUAUUACGAUCGAUGUAAUUACAAAAUUUUCAAUUACACAAAUAUUAGUAGAGACAAUUUCAAUUCAUUUAAUUGGAAUGCAGAUAAAAGUAUUAAGUGCAGUCAGUGGGAAUAUGAUUUUAACGAAAUUCCAUACGCCACCAUUAGCACAGAGUUAAACUGGGUUUGUGAGAAAGAGUAUCUUAUAGCAACGACACAAUCACUUUUCUAUGUUGGAUCUGUUUUUGGAAACUUUAUUUUUGGUUGGAUUUCCGAUCAUUAUGGAAGAACUAGAGGUUUACUUUGUUGUACGAUAGCAGCAUUUUUUGCGUCAAUUGCCACAGCACAUAGUCACAAUUUUUGGUCAUUUGCAGCUUGUCGUUUUUUUGUAGGCUUUGCUUAUGAUAGUAUCAUAAUGAUUCCGAUGAUAAUCGUUUUAGAGUACGUAAUGCCGAUGAAGAGAUCUCUCAUUGGAUGGUUGGCAAUGGGAGUAAAUUUUACAAUCGGAGCCUUAACCCUUAUGUAA